Molecule: messenger RNA, 3769 nt
Organism: Ailuropoda melanoleuca (giant panda)
Lineage: Eukaryota; Metazoa; Chordata; Mammalia; Carnivora; Ursidae
Gene: GALNT9
Product: polypeptide N-acetylgalactosaminyltransferase 9
Exons: 11
Coding region: 105-1919 (604 amino acids)
Biological process (GO): protein O-linked glycosylation
Cellular component (GO): Golgi apparatus
Molecular function (GO): polypeptide N-acetylgalactosaminyltransferase activity
Source: RefSeq, a predicted model, not a curated record
GGCUCAUGGUCCCCGAAGCGGCGGGCCGGGUGGAGGCUCCUGCGGCCGCUGGGCCCACGGGGAUGCCCCGCGGGUGAGGCAGCCCCCAGCUUCCAGCCGCGUUCAUGGCGGUGGCCAGGAAGAUCAAAACUUUGCUGACGGUCAACAUCCUGGUGUUCGUGGGCAUCACCCUCUUCUCCGUGUACUGCCGCCUGCAGGACCGCUCCGAGGGGCUGGUGCAGACCGUGCGCAGCGCCGACCGCCGGGUGCGGAGCCGGUACGCCAAGGUGGGCGCACUGGUGGACCGCGAAGCCAUCCUGCAGCGCCUGGACCACCUGGAGGAGGUGGUCUACAAUCAGCUGAAUGGCCUCGCCAAGCCCAUCGGCCUGGUGGAGGGGCCCGGGGGCCUGGGCCAGGGCGGCAUGGCGGCCACGCUGCGUGAAGACAGCCAGGAGACAGAGAGCAAGUACGAGGAAUAUGGGUACAACGCACAGCUCAGCGACCGCAUCUCCCUGGACAGGACCAUCCCGGAUUACAGGCCCAAAAAGUGCAGACAGAUGACCCAUGCCGCCGACCUGCCCCAGAUCUCCGUGGUCUUCAUCUUUGUCAACGAGGCCCUGUCCGUCAUCCUGCGCUCCGUGCACAGCGUGGUCAACCGCACGCCCUCGCGGCUCCUCAAGGAGGUCAUCCUGGUGGACGACAACAGUGACAGCGUGGAGCUCAAGGCCAGCCUGGACCAGUAUGUGAACCGGCGGUACCCGGGCCUGGUGAAGAUCGUCCGCAACCACCGGCGGGAAGGCCUGAUCCGGGCGCGGCUGCAGGGCUGGAAGGUGGCCACGGCCCCCGUGGUCGGCUUCUUCGAUGCCCACGUGGAGUUCGGCAUGGGCUGGGCUGAGCCUGCGCUGUCGCGGAUCCAGGAGGACCGCCGGCGCAUCGUCCUGCCGGCCAUCGACAACAUCAAGUACGACACGUUCGAGGUGCAGCAGUACGCGAGCGCGGCCCACGGCUACAACUGGGGCCUGUGGUGCAUGUACAUCAUUCCGCCGCAGGACUGGCUGGACCGUGGGGACGAGGCCGCGCCCAUCAGGACCCCCGCCAUGAUCGGCUGCUCGUUCGUGGUGGACCGGGAGUACUUUGGGGACAUUGGGCUGCUGGACCCGGGCAUGGAGGUGUAUGGCGGCGAGAACAUCGAGCUGGGCAUGAGGGUGUGGCAGUGCGGGGGCAGCAUGGAGGUGCUGCCCUGCUCCCGCGUGGCCCACAUCGAGCGCACCAAGAAGCCCUACAACAAUGACAUCGACUACUACGCCAAGCGCAACGCCCUGCGGGCAGCCGAGGUGUGGAUGGACAGCUUCAAGUCUCACGUGUACAUGGCCUGGAACAUCCCCAUGACCAAUCCAGGGGUGGACUUCGGGGAUGUGUCCGAGCGGCUGGCCCUGCGCCAGCGGCUGAAAUGCCGCAGCUUCAAGUGGUACCUGGACAACGUGUACCCGGAGAUGAGGACCUACAACGACACCCUCACGUACGGAGAGGUGAGAAACAGCAAAGCCAGCGGCUACUGCCUGGACCAGGGAGCAGAAGACGAUGACCGCGCCAUCCUCUACCCCUGCCACGGGAUGUCCUCCCAGCUGGUGCGGUACAGUGCAGAGGGGCUGCUGCAGCUGGGCCCCCUGGGCUCCACCGCCUUCCUGCCCGACUCCAAGUGCCUGGUGGACGACGGCAGGACCCGCACGCCCGCCCUGAAGAAGUGCGAGGACGUGGCCCGGCCCGCACAGCGGCUGUGGGACUUUACCCAGAGUGGUCCCAUCGUGAGCCGGGACACCGGCAGGUGCCUGGAGGUGGAAAUGUCCAAGGACGCCAACUUCGGGCUGCGGCUGGUGGUGCAGAGGUGUUCGGGGCAGAAGUGGACCAUCAGAAACUGGAUCAAGCGUGGGCGGCAGUGACUGCCAGUCCCACCCCGCACCCCUCCCCUGACGCAGACCCUGAGGACCUGGGGAAGGCGUCGGGCUCACCCGCUGGGCCGGGUGCCAGGACUCAGGCCCAUCCCCGCCUACCGCGCCACUGGAACCCAAAGGGCCCUGGCCGUGCCCAGUGCCAUCCCCGGCUGGGACCUCGCCUCGGCUGCCCGCAGGCCGUGUCCCUGGGACAGCGGGGGCCUCCCUGUGCACUCCGGAGGCAGAGGCAGGGACCGGCCACCCCACCGGGAGCACAGACCCUGAAGCCAACUCCAGCUCCAAAUCACGUGCCUUUUCUACGGUAUUCCUGUCCAGGCCGCCGGGACGGCCAACUCUUCUGCAUGUGCUGAAGCCCCCUGUACAUUCCCCCCUGGCGGAAAUGACCCCCGUGAGCUCAGAGGGCGGCCCGACCUCCCAUCCGCUCCAGGCAGAACUGUGGCCUCUUCCGUCUUCUGGUCAUCUAAGGCAAAACCCAGAAGAGCAGAGCAGCGCCAUCUCUGAGGCUGGGACAGGGGAAGACACGGGAGACAUGGCCGCGGUUGUCCCCACGACGCCCCCGGCAGGGGACGGGGGGACUGUGCUGCUUUGAUCCAGCACAGAGCAGAUCAAAUGGGACAGAGCUCGUCUGGUCCAUAGGAGUCCCAGCUGCUGGGUCGUCCGGGGUCGGGGCCCCUGUUCCAGUGUCUCGCCCGGGGCCAGGAGCCUUCCCUUGUUGCUCUGAGGCAGGGGUCAGCCAAUGGUGACCCACGGCCCUGCACCUGUUUUUAUAAAUAAAGUUUUAUUGGCACACUGCCACACCCAUCUGUUUAUAUAUUGUCCGGCGCAGGCUUCUUGCUCCAGGGCGGGAGCUGAGGCAGCACGUGCCCGGGGCUGUCCCAGGGGCUCCCAGAGGCCGUCUCUGGGCAGGAUGGUACUUAACGAUUCCAGUGAGCAUUGCAGGGCCCUGGGAGGGACGCUGUUCCUGUCACCCAUCAGACAGUGCCCGGCUACAGCCAACACCAGGUGCACCCUGACACUAGCUGCUCCCUGAUACGACCAGCACCCCCAUACUAGCUGCACCCCGAUGCCAGCAGCACCCAGCUGCUCCCUCAUUCUGGGUGGAAGGCCUGGGCUGGCCAGUGACAGGGCCCCGGGGCUGGCUUGUCUCACCCAGACAGAUGCGGAGCUUCCGCAAACCAAACCAUCCAGUCCUCCCAGUGGGGGCCCCCCGAUGCCCUUCAGGGGUCUCCCAGGGACAGAGAUUGUGGCCCCAUCUGUGACUUCCCAUUCUUGUCGAGCCAUCUGAAGCCGGCUGGAAGGGUUUCUGGACAACAGGGCUUCACGCUGGGGUCACAUGGGACUUACCUGUUCUCAUCGUGCUGGGGCCAGGCAGCUCACCUUCCCAGGAGGGCAGGGCGCCCGGCUGCUCCUCCCGGGAAAGCAUCACAGCCGUCAUCCCCGCCGUGUCUCUUCUGGAAGAGGAGGGCCAUUCUGGGAAUGCGGGGGUCUCAGCCCUGAGACAGCAGCUGUUCUCCCUCGCUCAGGGUCAGAGUCUCCGGGGAAGAUGGGGGCUCUGACCUACCCUCGGGGUCAGAGUAGGAUGUGGGUCGUGCAUUCACUGUUCUAUGUUCUCGCAGAGGCACAGUGAGUCUGCACCUCACGGUCCCCCAUCCCAGGCCCCCGGCUCGUGCCCCUCCCCCGGCGCCCUGCCCCCUGGACACCCACACCCCACAGCCCCCUUCUCCCCUGCUCCUUCCUGGGGUCCGGUGCCCUGCUUCCUGCUGCCAUGGAAGCCCUGACCGGUCCCAGCUUCUCCCCAGGGAAUUCUACAAGCACCGACCCAAGUCCCCCAAAAGCCC